Molecule: messenger RNA, 1486 nt
Organism: Panicum virgatum (switchgrass)
Lineage: Eukaryota; Viridiplantae; Streptophyta; Magnoliopsida; Poales; Poaceae
Exons: 2
Coding region: 461-1222 (253 amino acids)
Source: RefSeq, a predicted model, not a curated record
CGUUUCGCACAAGCCCACCUCACCCCACCCGCACGACCCAGCACCCCGCGCGCCGCCGCCCGCCGGCUGCUCGUCCAGCGCCCCUCGCCGCCCUGGUCUAGCGCCGGUGCGCCUGCGUGGUGGGCCGGCCGCGCCCCUCGCGGCCUCACGCCUCGUCCUUGCCGGCUCGCCCAGCGCGGGAGGCGACAGCGCUCGGCUCCUCUCCCAGCGCGGCAAGCGGCGGCGCAGCACGCCGGCGCUCCUCGGCCCUCGCCUCGCGGGCCGCGUCCCAGGUUCCCAGUCCGGCCACCCGUUCUUGCCCCCGCGGCAACAUCGGGUAAAUGGGGAAUUUUCGGGUAAAUUUUGGGUAGAGUUUUGAUUACCCGAAUUACCUAACCCGAUUUUCCCAAAUUACCCGAAUGCCCGGUGCUAAUCGUAGGCAGGUCCUUAAGGCGUUCGAUCCGGACGGUGGCGGGCGAAGAUGUUGGACAUACAGAAGCGGCGCGUGCGGCUGAUGCUCUUCAUCAUGGGCGUCCUUGCUCUCAGCAUGACUGCUGAGAAGUUCAGGGAACUUGUUGGAAAGGAGGCUGCAUCAAAGAGUGGUCAGUUCAGCUUCAUGAACUGCUUUGACAUGGGUUCUGGCAGCCUUGCAUGCUCAGUGAAGGAGGGUGUCAAGUUGUAUGUCAAUAACCUUCGAACUGCACAGCUGGAAAGGGUGCGGCAACAUGCCAUGGAGAGAGCAUUAGCCGAUGCAAUGACAGAAGGCCUAACUCCUGCGGAAGCAGCCAAGCAAGCUCAGAAGGUCAGUACAAAAGCGGCAAAAGUGGCUGCUCGUCAAGCCAAACGAAUAUUGGGGCCAAUAAUUUCUUCUGGUUGGGACUUCUUUGAAGCAAUGUACUUUGGUGGAAGCAUGACAGAAGGUUUUCUCCGGGGCAGUGGCACCUUGUUUGGAACUUAUGCGGGCGGUUUCCACGGUGAGGAGAGGUUUGGAAAACUGGGAUACCUCGUGGGAAGCCAACUAGGAAGCUGGGGCAGGGGAAGAAUUGGACUGAUGAUUUAUGAUAUCAUAAGUGGCCUGAAAUAUAUGCUUCAAUCUAUCCAACCUCAGAAUGAAUCAUCAUAUGCUUCAGAAGAUGGUUCAGAAUACAUAGAUAGUUAUACAAGCCAUGAAAGGGAGGAGUCAACUUACUAUGAAACAUUGGAGGAGAAACAGGAAGAGUCAAAAUGGUUUGGAUUGUUCUGAAACUGCAAAUCGAAGUGUGCUGUGUUAUACUGGAGCAUGGAAACAAUUAGAUUGUUGUGUUAUACUUGGCUGAAUGUUUAGCAUCGUUUUGUAAGGUUACAUAGAAGAGGUAUAAUUCUUCUUUGUAAGUCGUAAUUCGUGUGUUUGGCUACUGUAUAUAUAGAAAAGUGCGCAUGCAACUCGUGAUAUUGUGCAGAAUGCGCCACGGAUAGGCAAAUUACAGCAAUACUGAACCACUUACGAAAGUUAUGAGUUUCUCUAGUA